Molecule: messenger RNA, 1707 nt
Organism: Phytomonas sp. Hart1
Lineage: Eukaryota; Euglenozoa; Kinetoplastea; Trypanosomatida; Trypanosomatidae
Source: the annotation of a GenBank genome assembly
AUGCCUAACCCGCGCACCGGCCUGCGGGUGUCCGCGCUGACCGCGGCCGCUGUCCUGCUCACGCUGCUUGUCGGGACCCCGCUGAUCGCUGCGGGGCACCGUUGUAUCUUCGACAAGAUGCAGCGCCUGCAGCUGGCGACCGGCACCAGUGCCGUCCCCGAGGUGGGGGACCGCGGUGCGCCGCCGCGGCAGGGUGCGGAGCAGCAUGGCUGGUUCACCCCCCCUGACCUAUGGGAGCCGAUCCGCAUCUCGGUGUUCACCGAGGACCUCGACGACAGCUCCCGCUACUGCACACAGCCUGAGGAGAUGAAGCCUAACUUCAAAGGCUCCAUGAUGCAAUGCAAUUCCGAUAACGUUCUCACCGAUGAAAAGAAGCAACUGCUGCGUAAGAAGAUAAUCCCCGACGCAGUGCAGAUGCACAAGGACCGCCUGCUGGUGCAACCGGUCAGAGACAACAUCUUUGUUGAACACUUUACACUUGGACUCUGUUCUCAGUUUACGAUUCCCCAGUCCCACCACACCACCGGUGUGCCGGAUACCGACUUCGUGCUGUACGUUGCAGGGGGACCAAAUGAACCUGGUACUAUCGCAUGGGCAGUUAUGUGCCAGUUUGACCGCAACGGCCGCCCCUUGGUGGGUGUUGCCAAUAUUGGGUUUGUAGACACUAUUGAUAUUCUUUAUUCCAUACAUACAUUGGCACACGAGAUACUGCACGCGUUGGGAUUCUUGUUUGAUGUUUUCGAGAAUAGAAACAUGGUCAAUACUGUGUCUGUUCGCAAUAAGCCAGCAAGCUUUGUUCUGUCCUCGCCCAAAGUGGUGGAAGUUGCGAGGGCUCAUUACGGGUGCCGUAUCAUGCAGUACGUGGAGUUGGAUGACACGGGUGGUAGAGGGUCUGCGUCUUCACACUGGAAGAUGCGCAACGCAAAGGAUGACUUGAUGUCUCCUAUGAAGGGUGGAUUUUUCUACACUGCCAUCACCAUCGCAGCGAUGGAGGACACGGGCUACUACAAAGGCAACUACCGCAAUGCUGAAAGCAUGGCAUGGGGUAAGAAUGCCGGUUGUGUGCUCUUUGAUAAGAAUUGCGUUAUUAACGGUGUGUCGCAGGUGCCGGAGAUGUUCUGUGACAGUAAAACUUCUUUAAUAAGUGAGCUUAAGUGUACAUCAGACCGGAUGGGCAUUGGAGACUGUGCGAUAUCAUAUCAUUCUACCUUGCCAAUAUUAUUCCACUACUUCCCCGAUACGACAAUGGGUGGCACUAAUCCCUUGAUGGAUUACUGUCCAUUCAUAGAAGCAUAUUCAAACACUAUGUGCCUAAAUGGGAAUGAACGAACGCUGCCCGGUUCUGUGUUUUCAGAAUACGCGCGAUGCUUUUCAGCACUCCCGAGCACUCCCCUCCAGAUAAACUAUGGGAAAAAUAUGCUCUCUAUUUGUGCGGAUGUUCAGUGUGACAAGGACACCUCGAGAUACCGGGUGCGGGUGAAGGGUGCGACUGAUUUUGUGGACUGCCCACCCGGAAGCACUCUUGUGCUCUCGGAGUACAGUACCGAGUUCAAGUCUGGUGCGAUCAAGUGUGUACCAUACGAGGAGGUGUGCCCCAAGUCCCUUUACCCCGACAAUGAGAGUGUCAUGACGACAAAAACAACUACGCCUCAUUCUGUACGAGUAAAGGCGCGUACUAGUUGGCUCACACGCUUGUGGCGGCCAUGA